AAACCUCGCUGGCUCCCAGAAAUCAGGCUCAGCGCUUUGCCGUGCACCGUAAUGCUGGGAAACCUGCACCGAGCCCCGAUGGUGUGAGCGCGGGAGCGAGGGAAGCCCAGCAGAUUCAGUGGCAAUCUGGGAUGCACCUCCCCGCUCUCCCUGACAGCUGCAAAAGGGAGCACAGGUUUUGUAGCGAGCGAGGCAACUUGGACUGACAUGCAAAGGCGAACCCCCCCGUACCCGCACACACCGUCGGUGAAUCACCGGGAGAUGUGAUGAGCUCCCUUUAGGAACCGGAAGGAUUCGUGUUGGGGAAUCAGUGGAGCCCCCCCUCCCCAUCCCCCAGCCCGACCCUCCAAAAAAAAGUCAGGAAAGCCGCCAGAAAGGGUUCUCGGCCUUUUUGGAUCUACACAGUGGAAGUUGCAUCUUGUGUAUGGCGUGGUUAAGCUUGCAGCCUGUCACCUCGGCCUUCCUCCAUUUUGGGCUGGUUACUUUUGUGCUGUUUUUGCAUGGUUUGCAGGUGGAUGCCGGCCUGACGGGAGACUCUACCAGUACAGUACAAAACAGCUCGUGUUCAGGAUCUUUUGACUGCAAGGAGGGUGUUAUCCUGCCAAUAUGGUACCCAGAAAACCCAUCCCUUGGGGACAAAAUUGCCCGUGUUAUCGUAUACUUUGUAGCGCUGAUCUACAUGUUCCUUGGAGUCUCCAUCAUUGCAGAUCGUUUCAUGGCAUCUAUAGAGGUCAUUACAUCACAGGAGAAAGAAAUAACAAUUAAGAAACCCAAUGGAGAGACCACAACGACCACCAUUCGAAUUUGGAAUGAAACUGUUUCCAACUUGACCCUCAUGGCUCUGGGCUCCUCUGCUCCUGAGAUCCUCUUGUCUCUGAUAGAAGUGUGUGGGCAUGGAUUCAUAGCUGGAGACCUGGGGCCAUCUACAAUUGUUGGCAGCGCUGCUUUCAAUAUGUUUAUCAUCAUUGCCAUCUGUGUCUAUGUGAUCCCUGAUGGGGAAACCAGGAAGAUAAAACACCUGAGGGUUUUCUUUGUCACAGCUGCAUGGAGCAUCUUUGCUUACAUCUGGUUGUACAUGAUCCUUGCUGUCUUCUCUCCAGGUGUGGUUCAGGUUUGGGAAGGCCUGCUCACACUGUUUUUCUUUCCACUUUGUGUUGUUCUGGCUUGGAUAGCAGAUAGACGUCUGCUUUUCUACAAGUAUAUGCACAAAAAGUACCGUACUGAUAAGCACAGGGGCAUUAUCAUAGAAUCAGAAGGUGAUCACCCUAAGGGAAUUGAGAUGGAUGGCAAGAUGAUGAACUCUCACUUUCUAGAUGGGAACUUGGUGACUGUGGAGGGGAAGGAGGUAGAUGAAUCUCGCAAAGAGAUGAUCCGGAUCCUAAAGGACCUGAAGCAAAAGCACCCAGAAAAGGACUUGGACCAGCUGGUGGAGAUGGCCAACUACUAUGCCUUGUCUCACCAGCAGAAGAGCAGAGCCUUUUAUCGCAUUCAAGCAACCAGAAUGAUGACAGGAGCUGGCAAUAUUCUGAAAAAGCAUGCAGCUGAGCAAGCCAAGAGAACAACUAGCUUGCAUGAGGUACGGCCAGAAGAACCCGAGGAAUUCAUCUCCAAAAUUUAUUUUGACCCAUGUUCCUACCAGUGUCUUGAGAACUGUGGUGCUGUUCUCCUCACAGUGGUGCGGAAAGGAGGGGACAUGUCCAAGACCAUCUAUGUGGACUAUAAAACAGAGGAUGGCUCUGCCAAUGCUGGUGCUGACUAUGAGUUCACAGAGGGGACUAUUGUCUUGAAAUCUGGGGAGACCCAGAAGGAGUUCUCUGUGGGAAUUAUUGAUGAUGACAUCUUUGAGGAAGAUGAGCAUUUCUUUGUGCGGCUCAGUAAUCUCCGUGUGGUGGAGAGUGAGGAACCUCCAGAGCUCAGUAACUCCCCAUACCCAAAGGCCAUGUUGGCUUCUCCUUGUGUGGCCACAGUGACUAUCCUGGAUGAUGACCACGCUGGCAUCUUCACAUUUGAGUGUGACAUUAUACAUGUCAGUGAGAGCAUUGGUGUGAUGGAAGUCAAAGUCCUAAGGACAUCAGGUGCACGGGGUACAGUCAUAGUGCCAUUUAGGACAGUAGAAGGGACAGCAAAAGGAGGUGGUGAAGACUUUGAAGACACUUAUGGGGAGUUGGAGUUCAAGAAUGAUGAAACUGUGAAGACCAUAAGUGUUAAGAUAGUAGAUGAGGAGGAAUACGAAAGGCAGGAGAAUUUCUUCAUUGCCCUUGGUGAACCGCAAUGGAUGGAACGAGGAAUAUCAGCCCUACUGCUCACACAAGAGGUGGCUGAGAGGAAGAUGACAGUAGAAGAGGAGGAAGCCAAGAGAAUUGCAGAGAUGGGCAAACCAAUACUCGGCGAGCACCCCAAACUGGAAGUCAUCAUUGAGGAGUCCUAUGAGUUCAAGAGCACCGUGGACAAGCUGAUUAGGAAGACAAACCUGGCUUUGGUGGUAGGGACACAUUCCUGGAGGGACCAGUUCAUGGAGGCCAUUACUGUGAGCGCAGCAGGUGAUGAGGACGAGGACGAGUCUGGUGAGGAGCGCCUGCCAUCCUGCUUUGACUACGUGAUGCACUUCCUGACGGUCUUCUGGAAGGUGCUGUUUGCCUGUGUGCCCCCCACUGAGUACUGCAAUGGCUGGGCCUGCUUCAUCGUCUCCAUCCUCAUCAUUGGCAUGCUCACAGCCGUCAUCGGCGACCUCGCCUCCCACUUUGGCUGCACCAUUGGCCUCAAGGACUCGGUGACUGCCGUCGUCUUCGUCGCCUUCGGCACCUCUGUACCAGACACUUUUGCCAGCAAAGCCGCAGCCGUCCAGGACAUGUACGCUGAUGCCUCCAUCACCAACGUCACGGGCAGCAACGCUGUCAAUGUCUUUCUGGGCAUCGGGCUGGCGUGGUCAGUGGCAGCGAUCUACUGGGCGUCGCAGGGGCAGGAGUUCCAGGUGUCAGCAGGCACCCUGGCAUUCUCCGUCACCCUCUUCACCAUCUUCGCCUUCAUCUGCAUCAGCGUCCUCCUCUACCGCCGGCGGCCCCACCUUGGGGGGGAGCUGGGCGGCCCCCGGGGGUGCAAAGUGGCCACGACAUUGCUCUUCGUCAGCCUCUGGCUGCUCUACAUCCUCUUCGCCACCCUGGAGGCCUAUUGCUACAUCAAGGGGUUUUAGGCGGCGGUGGAGGGACGGUGCUGCCGGGGGAGGGACCUCUCCUCCGUUACCUCACCACACACCAGUCCUGGAAGCGCAGUUUCACUGGAGGGACGGAUGGCUGUCUGUCAGGGGCUGCUGCUGCUCAGACAGUCGGACAGCUGCGUGCCAAGAACGGCAAAACCAUCGCAGAGUGAAAAAAACAAAGAGACAAAACCCAUCCAAAAAUGGUACAAAAGAAAGCAACAAUGGCAAGUGUUGAAAUAAAACACAAUAAACCCAGGCACUGACCCUAUUCAAUGAAAUUAUGAAGUUUCAACCAUCUCCAAAGGCCACCUCUCCCACAGGGGGUCAUCUCCUUUCCUGCC
Messenger RNA from Camarhynchus parvulus, 3537 nucleotides. RefSeq names its product solute carrier family 8 member A3 (gene SLC8A3). Gene Ontology annotation, cellular component: sarcolemma; axon; postsynapse. Bases 425 to 3190 code for a protein of 921 amino acids. The transcript has 9 exons. Gene Ontology annotation, molecular function: calcium:sodium antiporter activity. NCBI's taxonomy places the organism in Eukaryota, Metazoa, Chordata, Aves, Passeriformes, Thraupidae. Gene Ontology annotation, biological process: sodium ion transmembrane transport; cell communication; calcium ion import across plasma membrane. The record is from RefSeq and is a predicted model, not a curated record.